AUGUCCGAUACAUCAGAUUAUGAACGCGAUCGUCAAGCAACCAUUGCCCGGAAUCGUGAGCUCCUAGCACAGCUCGGUCUCUCGGAUGCGGCGUCAGUAAUCAAACCCACGGACGAUCCGAAGACCAAAGCGAAACCGGUCCAGCCCCGUGCUAAGAAGCCGAAGGAGGCGCCAUUACCCACCCGCCAGUCAACCCGACUGCGGAGGGGCGCAAUAGAUCCUAAUGAGAGCCCUGCUGCGAAGAGGAAACGAGAGCGCGCAGAAGAAGAACAGAGGCGAAGGGGAGAGGAGGAGCGUCGUGAGGCGGAAGAGCGCGAGAGAGCGGCGAAGCGUCCUAGACAUCAUGAGCUAGAUCUCGAUGCAUUGGCGGAUGUGGCCUCCCCCGAAGAGCUAUCGGACCUCAAGUCCAUCUUCCAAACUGUACUCAAAACGCCCCGACCUAGAAAAAAGGCGGCCGAAGAUGCGUUCGUUUUCGAAGAUCACAAGGCGGAAAAGGCGGAGGUGGAGGAGCUCCAGGAGAAGAUGAGCAAGCUCAAAGUCGUUGCGCGCGCCAAGGUCACUCAGGACAGAGUCUACAGCGCUGCAUAUCAUCCAGAGCCUACCAAGGAUCUGAUCUUCUUUGGAGACAAGCAUGGGCAACUUGGUAUAUGGGAUGCUCGUGCUCCUGUAGACGAGGUCACAGAUGACGACGACGAGAGGCCGACAGACGACAGGGAGGGUGGCAAGUACUACCGCCUUCAGAUGCAUUGGCCAGCUACUUCCAAAUCAUCUAUAUCAUGCAUCAAGUUUGACCCCAUAGACGCUUUCACUGUAUACACCAGCUCAUAUGACUGUACUGUACGGUCUCUAUCUCUUGUGUCGGGAAUCUCGAGCGAGAUUUUCGCGACCGACGAUGUUCUUAUUACUUCUGUCGACCUACCACCCCAAGGGCAAGAGAUGUGGAUUUCCGACGCCAUGGGUGGUAUCACACAGAUGGACCUCCGUGCAAGCCGUUCUUACGCCAAGCGGUACAACAUAGGAACUCACAAGAUCGGCAAUGUCAGUAUCAACCCGACUCACCCAUACUUUCUCGUGACUGCUUCCAACAAUCGUGAUCUGACAGUCUGGGACACGCGGAUGCUUAUCGACCUGGAUGGGACUGCCCCUUCAGCUCCUGCCAACGAGUCUCCGCGCAAAGGGAAGGCCAAAGCUGUCGAUGUCGUUACGUUUCCCAAGGAGGUGGAAGCAGAGGCAAUCACCGAGCUGUUGGAUGCACCGAGCGGUUUAUCCGUGAAACGAGCACGGUGGAGUCACAACAAAGCUGUCAGUGCAGCUUACUGGGAUCCCCGAGGGCGUUCAAUCGUCAGCACAAGCUAUGACGACACACUCAGGCUGUGGGAGUAUAAGCCCUCCCAGCUUGUCAAGGAGGAGCCAUUCCCAUCUGCACGACCAUUCAGCCAGAUCCAGCACAACUGCCAAACAGGGAAAUGGCUAACCAUCUUGAGAGCUCAGUGGUCGCCCAACCCGGACGUCUACCCUCACUUCACAAUUGGGAACAUGAAUCAUUCGGUGGACGUCUACUCUUGCAAGGGCGAUCACAUCGCUACUCUAGCCGAUAAGUCCAAGAUCACGGCCGUUCAAGCUGUGACUUGUUCUCAUCCGAGUGUGGUGGAGCGUAUAGCCACAGGUAAUGGCAGUGGUAGAUGUGUGUUGUGGGCACCAGACCACUCGUGA
This is a messenger RNA of Epithele typhae, 1713 nucleotides long. RefSeq names its product WD40 repeat-like protein. Bases 1 to 1713 code for a protein of 570 amino acids. The record is from RefSeq and is a predicted model, not a curated record. Lineage: Eukaryota; Fungi; Basidiomycota; Agaricomycetes; Polyporales; Epitheliaceae. Gene Ontology annotation, cellular component: nucleus. The transcript has 11 exons. Gene Ontology annotation, molecular function: protein binding; DNA binding. Gene Ontology annotation, biological process: regulation of DNA damage checkpoint.